This is a messenger RNA of Aphidius gifuensis, 7042 nucleotides long. RefSeq names its product neuroblastoma-amplified sequence-like. The transcript has 3 exons. The record is from RefSeq and is a predicted model, not a curated record. Gene Ontology annotation, molecular function: SNARE binding. Gene Ontology annotation, cellular component: endoplasmic reticulum membrane; Dsl1/NZR complex. Gene Ontology annotation, biological process: retrograde vesicle-mediated transport, Golgi to endoplasmic reticulum. The coding region runs from base 99 to 6410 and encodes 2103 amino acids. NCBI's taxonomy places the organism in Eukaryota, Metazoa, Arthropoda, Insecta, Hymenoptera, Braconidae.
ACUGUAACAAUAACAAAUAACAGAGGUUAUUCUUAAAAAAUUGUAUAUUUUUUAUUUGUCAAUUAAACAAUAAAUAAAUGUAAAAAUAAAAUUAAAAAAUGGAUAAUAAUCUAGAAAAUUCUGAUAAUAAUGAAUCAAUUCUUUAUGAACUAGUUGAAUAUCUGGUAAAAAUUCAAGAGCCUGAAUUAAUAAAAUGUAAAAAUGACAGUGCAAUAUUAUCAACAACUGGAACAAUUAAAAAUGCUCUUAGAUAUCUUAACAAUAGAUAUUCAUUACCAGAAAGUAUAUCACAACAAAUAAGUUUAACAUUACCAUGGAAAUUUACAACUGGUGAUAAUGGACGUUUACUUGGAAUAUUACAAGAUAAUUAUAUUGACAUAAGAAGAUCAAAAGAUGAAUAUACAACAACAAUUGGUAAAGCAUCAAUACCAAAAGAUGCAUUUCCACAAUGGAGAAAAUUAUCAUGUAGUCCAGAUGGUACAAUUAUUGUUUUAGCAUCAAGUAAUGGCUAUUUAUCAUUUUACAAUUCAUUGGGUAAUAAUACAUAUAACAUAAGUCCAAAAACAAUAUCACAAAAUCCAGAUAUACUUGAAGCUGGUGAUGCAAUAUCAUCAAUUAUGUUUAAAAAUGAUAUAUCAACAAUUAAUAAUGACAAUAAUAAAUGGACAUAUGAAUUGUUAUUAGUAACAUACAGUGGUUUAUUAAAAUCAUAUUUCAUAUCAACAAAUGAGUAUAAAAAAAAUUAUGAAUUUUCAUUUGGUAAUUUUUAUAGACAAGGUGUUAAUGCAUUUGUUUAUGAUAAAAAACAUAAUAUAUAUAUUGUUGCUGGUAAUAGUAUAACUAAAAGUUUAUCAUCAUCACCAGCAGCAAAUAAUGGCUUGACAUCAUGGAGACCAUUAAAUGAUGAACCAUUUUUUAAAUUAUCAUUUGCAUUUGAUGAUGAUAGUAUUAAAAAUAAACCAUCAUUAUGGAAUUUAAUACCAGUAUUUAAUACACCACCAGAACCAAUUAUAUUUCGUAUAAGUAUAUCACCAAAUUAUAAUAAUUUAGUAUGUCUUCAUACUGAUGGUACAAUAUCACUUUGGUAUUUACCAAGUUUAAAAUUAUAUAAAAAAUGGAAAUUACAUGAACAACCAAAUUACAAUAUUCAUAAUUCAAUUGAUAAUAAAAAAAAGAUUAAAAAAUUUCCAACUGGUCUUAGUGAAUUUCAUCCAAUUGAUAUUGGCUGGUGGUCUGAUUAUGCUAUUAUUAUUACGAGAUAUUGUGGUACUGUUACAGUAUGUUCAAUGAAUAAUUUAACAAAUUUACUUGGUAAUAAUCCAGAAUUUUUAUAUGGACAACCACAAAUAUCAGAAUUUAAUAUUGGUAAAGGUUUUUUAUGUCUUGAUUGUGAAACAAUUAUAAAUAGCAAAAAAAGAAAUAAUACAAAAAGUAAUAAUAGUGCUGAUUUAUCUGAUAGUGAUAAAGAUAAUGAUGAUGUUGAUGAUAAUGAUGAUGAGGAUGAUGAUGAUUUAGAAAAAAUAACAUUAAUAAAUUAUACAACAAAUUUAGUUAAUAAUAUAUUAUAUUCAAUGACUGAUAUUGAAAAAUUUCAACCAAAAAGAAAGAAGCUAAAAAUAUUACAAAGAACAUAUAGAUUAUUGGGAUUAAAAAGUACAACACCUGAAGAAUUAUAUACAAGAAAAAUAAAUAUUGAAAAAUAUGAAGAAGCAUUAGAACUUGCUAGUUCUUAUAAUUUAGAUAAAGAUUUAGUUUAUCAAACACAAUGGAGAAAAUCUGAUUUUUCAAUAAAUUCAAUUAAAAAUCAUUUGAGUAAAGUUAGUAAAAGAUCAUGGGUACUUAGUGAAUGUAUCAUACGUGUACCAGAUACACUUGAUGCUGCUAGAGAAUUAUUAAAUUUUGGUUUAAAAGGUGCUAAUUUUGAAACAUUUAUGGCUAUUGCUGAUUCUGAUGAUGGUAAAUUUGUCAUUGAUGAUGAUGAAGAUGCUGAUACAAAUGAAAUUAAUAAAGAAUUAGAUGAAACAAGUAAAAAUUUAAUUCAAAUGCAAAAAAUUAAUAAAAUAUUACGAACAAUUGAUUUAAAAAAUUUAUCACAAUCACAAAAAGAAUUAAUAAAUUAUAGAAAAAAAUUGCUAAAUCAUUUAGAUAAAUUAAAAACAUAUGAAAUUAUAAUUGAUAAUAUAAAAAAUUAUAAUAAAAUUAAUUAUCAAGAAUUUCGUAGUUUAUCUAUUGUUGAAAAUGCAAUUAAAUUUUCAAAAAAUUGUAAUUAUAGUGCUGUUGAAAUAUUAUUUACUUAUCAUGGUACAAGUUUAAUGCCACAUUGGCUUGGUAUUAUUAGUUGUUUUCCUGAAACAUUGAGUCCAUUGGAAUAUUCAAAGCUACUACCAAAAUGUGAUGAUGAUGGUCAAUUAUAUUUACUAAAUCAACGUGAAUUAAGACCAAUGGAUUGGUCAGAAAAAUGUGAAUUUAAUGAUAUUAUUGAAGAGCCAAAUGAUGACGGUUCUGAUGUAAUUUAUGAAGCUGAACCUGGUCUAUCAUCAUACAAAAAUACUGAACUCACAAUGGAUUUAUUACGUAAAUGGUAUAAAUCAAGAGCAUAUCAAAUUGAACGUGAUUGCAGUAUCGUUGAAAAUUCAUUGGAAUUAAUUAAAAUUGGUAAAAGCCAUAAAAUAACUGAACUUGAAUAUUUAUUAGUUGAAUUAGAAACACUUGAUGAUUUAGUUUAUAAAUUAUAUCUUGAUAAUAUGUCAUUAGUUCAACUUGAAAAAUUACAUGAUUUGGAUAAAAUUAAAUUACUCAUGUCAACAUCAGAAGAUGAAAAAACAUUUAUAAAUGGAAUUAAAAAUUAUAUUAUACCAUUUAUAGAGAGAAAAAAAAAAUAUUUAGGUGGUAAAUUAGAUAAUAAAUUAUUGCCAAAUUAUUUAAUAAUGUUGAGUCAAUGUAAUUUAAAUUUACCAGCUUUAUUCUUCAAACAAUUGACAAAUGAUAUUGAGUUAAUUGAUUACAUUGAUGAUAUUAUGGCUGUUGGAUUAAAUUGUAUUUAUUCAUGUACAAAUCAUGAUUGUUAUGAUAAAGCUAAAGAAAUAUUUGAAUCAAUUCCAAAGCCACUUGGUAGCAAAGAUAUUGGUGGUACAAUGAGCCCAAUGGAAGAACUUGAAAAAGAACUUGAUUGUUUAAAAAUAUUAAAUAAAUAUCAUGUUAAAUCAACACUUAAAUUUAUCAAUGAAAAUAAAAAUGAAGCUGAACAAAUUAAAUUAAUAUUAAAUGACAUGGCAAAUUAUUUAAAAGAACAAUUUGAAUUAUCAGAAAAUCAAGAUUCUUGGAAUGAAUUAUUAAAUGACAUGUUGGAUAUACAAUCGUUUAUAUUUAAAACAAUUGAUAUUGAUACUUGUUUUGAAAUAUAUUUAUGGACAAAAUUAUCAUCUGGAAUAAAAUUAAAUAUACAAAGUUGUAAAACACUUAUUGAAACUAAAAAAAAUGAAAAAUCAUUAUUAAAAGUAUCAUACAAUAAAGCUGUUGAUUUAAUAUUAGAAGCAACUAGAGAAUAUUUUGAUACAUGUAAAAAUUCAAAUGAUGUAAAUAUGGAAUUAGCUAAAAAUUGUUUACAUUUAAUUGACGAUGAUAAUUUAUUAAUUAAAAAAGAAUAUGAUUUAAUAAAUUCACUUCAAAUACUUGAAGAAUUUAAUAUAAAUAUUUUACCAUUACAUGUACGUUUAUGUCCAGAUAAAAUUAAAUUAAUUGAAAAUUGUUUAAACAAUUCAAUAAAUGGAUAUAAAAAAAUUAAUAAAAUAUUAAAACUUGCUGAGUAUUUAAAUAUUGAUAGUAAAAAUAAACGUUUACGUGAAGGUAAAAUAUUACAAUUAAUUGCAAAUAAAUCAUUUGAAAAUAAUGACUUUGGAAUAUGCUCAGAUAUAUGUAAACAAUUAAUUGAUAAUUGUUAUUAUUCAGCAUGGAGUAUUAUACAAAAACUUGGCUAUUCAAAUGACUAUACUGAUUUAUCAUUUCGUCAAAAAUGUUUAUGGUUUGCUAUAACAUAUGGUCCAAAUAAUAUACUUGAAGAUUCAUUACGACAAAUGCAUUUAAUUGAAAUACAAUUAUUAAAUAAAAAUAUUGAUAAUUGGAUUACAAUACAUGAUGAAGAUAAUAAAGAUAAUGAUAAAGAUGAUGAUGAUGAUGAUGGAGAAGAUGAAGAUGAUGAUUUUACUGAUGCAAUAACAACACCACAAAUUGAAACAACAAAUGCAUUUGUACCAAAUAUUAUUGAACAAUCAACUGACAUUGUUAAAAAUUCAGCAAAUAUAUUUAAAAAUUCAACAAUUGGAAUAUUUAAAAAUGUUAGUAAUCAUAAUUUUUGGAUUAAAAAAUUAAAUUUAAAUACAAAUAAUAUAUGGGAAAAUUCAUAUGAAGUUGAGGAUAAUGUAUCACAAGAAAAAUUACGUGGUAAUGUACAAAGUUUUCCUUAUUUUUAUCAAUCAAUUUAUGAUAAUUGUUUAACAAGUAGAAUUGAUACAAAAUAUACAAAAUAUUCAAUGCCAGAUAUUGAUAAUACAAAGUUAAAAAUAUGUCAAACAUUAUUAAGAGUAACAAUACUCAAUGAAACAGCAUGUUAUGGCUAUGAAAUUAAUGACAUUGAUCAUUUAUUUGUACAAUUAUCUGGUCAUAUUAUGCCUGAUGAUUGGACUCUUGGUUUAUCAUAUUUAUUAAAUAUUAAAAAUCAACGUAUUGAUAAUGCAAAUCAAGUUUUUCAAAGCUUAUUAAAUACUGAAUUAUAUUUACAAACAGCUAUUUAUUAUUUUUCAUUAGAGUUAUUUAAAAAAUUAAAUCUAAAAAAAAUUAAAAAUUUAUUAUAUUGUAAUCCAAAUGAUUUGAUGGAAAAUAUGAAAAUAAAAAUUCAAGAAAAUAAAAAUGGAGAAAUUGAAAAAGCCUUGAAUUAUUGGCAUGAAAAACUUGAUAAUUUAAAUAAAGAUCAUCAAGUUGAAAAAGUUGAUAAAGGAUUGGAGCAAGAAAUUGAGUUUGAUAAAGAUAAACAAGUUGAUGAAAUUAUUGAUGAUGAGAAUAUAUUUAAAAAUGAUAAAAUAAUUGAGGAAAUUGUUGAUGAUACAAAAGUGGAAGGAUGGGAUGACCAAGAGUUUGAUAUUGAUGAUGAUGCUCAAUCAGAGAAAGAAAAGAGACAUGAAUUAAAUAUUAAAGAAGAUAUUAUUGAUGAUGAUGAUGAUGAUGAUGUUGAAAGUGUUAAUCAUGUUAAGCAAGAAGAAAUUAAUCAAAUUAAAAAUGUAGAGAUGGUACAGGAGGAUGAAUUAGUUAAUUAUAAAAAUAUGAUUGAUCAGAAAAAACAAGAAGAACAAAUUGAAGAAGGUUGGGACAAUGAAUUUGAUAUUGAAGAUGAAUUAUUAAAUGAAGAGUCUGAAAUUAAACAUGUCAGUGAAAAUACAGAAAAAAUUGAUGAUGGUUGGGAUCAUGAAUUUGAAAUAGAAGAUGAAAAAAUUGAUGCAACUGAUAAUGUAAUUUUAAAUCAAGAAGACAACACAAAUUCUCUAAGUAGCUUGUAUGAAAGUAAAGUUUUUAAAAUGACAACUACUUCAGCUGAUGCUGAAGAGAAUAGUGGAUGGAAUGACAACUGGGAUGAUUUUUCUGAUCACAGUGAGAGUACUGAAAAUAAAAAUAUUACUCAACUUGAAAGACCAGUUGAUUCUCAACAAUCAGAAAACGCUGAAGAUGAAAAAAUGCCAAUUAAUGAUGAUAUUAAAACUGAAAAAGAAAGAUUUAAUAUUAUAAAAAAUUUAAUAUCAAAAAUUAAAACAAAAAAUGAUUAUAUAAAAAUUAAAAAUACUAUUAAAAAAUGGCCUGUAUUUGUUGAUCCAGCAUUCACAUCAGUUGAUCAACAUCCAGCAUUUGGUCUCAUUGAAUCUGUUAAUUUAUUUUUUACAAACAAAACAAAUUCUAAUUAUGAGGAAUUAAUUCUUCAAGAGUACAAAGAAAUUUUACAUCAACAAGCAAUUCCUUCCAAGCUGCUUGAAGAAUUCAUCAAAUAUUUUGAUGUUAAAUGCACAAAUGAGGAUAAAAUAUAUCUCAGAUUAUUAACAACAAAUUCCAGUCUUUACGAGGAAGCCAUCAACAUGAUAAAAAAUCAAAAUCAAAUAAAUUAUUCAUUACCAAUACUUGAAGAGAUAUUUUUCAAAAAUUUAACAUCAUCAUUUUCACCCCAUCAUGAAAUUUACAAUAAAAUUAUUGCAGAAAUGUUUUUAAAUCAUAGUCUACCUGAGAUUGAGCAAAAUAUAAAAUUAUUAAUCAACAAAUUAAUUGAACAAAAAAAUAUUCCAAUAGCUAUUGCACUUUGGAAUCAGCUGACAGGUAUACCUCCAGCAUUGUCAACAUUUGAAAGUUGCUUAAAUCUUUUCAACAGAAAAUAAUUUAAAUAAUGUAAAUAUUUUUUCAAUAAACAAAAAAAUAUAUUUAUCAAUAUUUGAAUUAUUAUUUCAAGUUAUUUGUCUGAAAUAAAUUUAUGUACAUUAAUUUUUAUUUAAUAUAAAAAACAUUUAUUCAAUAAAUACAUUUGGAUGUGUUUUAAAAUAAAAAACCAUUAAAAAAAUUAUUUUAAUUUUUCUUUUUAUUUAUUUAUUAUUACGAUGAAAUUAUAGCAAAAAUGAUAUUGACCUACGUAUUAUUUGGUAUUUUAUUUAUAUAAAAAAAGAAAAAGAAGAAAAAAAAAAAACAUGAAGUCUAGGAAUGAUUUAAUCAAGUCAUGAAAUGGAUAAACUUUAACGUAUGUUAAAAUGAAGAAAAAAAAAAAAAAAACAAGAUCACAAUGUUAAUGACCCAGUUAAAAUUUGUUAUUGUUGAUAUAUUGUUGUGUAGUUGUUAUUUUUUUCAGUCUAAAAGUGAUUAAAUUAAUCAACUUCUUCCAUACGUGAUGCAUCUUCACCAUCAGCUUCAACAGCUGGAGCUUCAUCAGCAACCUUUGGCUCUUCAGCAAUUGGUUCAUCAUCAUCAAUACCAAGACCAAGUUUGACCAUACGAUAAAUACGUGCAGCAUGUACUUGUG